AUGAUUGAUAUCUUGGAGGAUGACACUAACGAAGAAGAUGACACUAACAAAGGCAAACAAGUUUCCAAAAGUCAAACCCAUCAGGAACGUGAUUGCAGAGCUCCAAAGUUAGUUGCUGCUGAAGUUGAAGAACGCUAUGGAGUUGAACGAGAAGCAUUGUGCCAACUUGGGUGCAACUUGCCAAAGAAGGCUACAUCUCGUAGUAGCAAAGCGGGACUCCAAUUCCCUGUGGGUCGUAUCCUUAGAUUCCUCAAAGCCGGAAAGUACGCCGAGCGUGUUGGAGCUGGAGCUCCGGUUUAUCUCGCCGCCGAGGUGCUUGAGCUAGCUGGGAACGCGGCGAGAGAUAACAAGAAGACGAGGAUUGUGCCUAGACACAUUCAGCUUGCUGUGAGGAACGAUGAGGAGUUGAGUAAGUUACUUGGAGAUGUGACGAUUGCUAAUGGAGGAGUGAUGCCUAAUAUUCAUAAUCUUCUUCUCCCCAAUAAGAAGGCUGGCUCCUCUAAGCCUACCGAUGAAGAUUAG
Eruca vesicaria subsp. sativa (arugula) is the source of this 522-nucleotide messenger RNA. Lineage: Eukaryota; Viridiplantae; Streptophyta; Magnoliopsida; Brassicales; Brassicaceae. The record is from the annotation of a GenBank genome assembly.